Solanum dulcamara is the source of this 689-nucleotide messenger RNA. RefSeq names its product protein LURP-one-related 6-like. NCBI's taxonomy places the organism in Eukaryota, Viridiplantae, Streptophyta, Magnoliopsida, Solanales, Solanaceae. The transcript has 3 exons. The record is from RefSeq and is a predicted model, not a curated record. Bases 16 to 624 code for a protein of 202 amino acids.
AACAAAGUCUCAAAAAUGGCUGUUGUUGUUAGUAAGGUGUUUUGUUCAAAUUCUGAGGUAGUUCUUGUAGUAAGAAGUCGUCCACAUGUUGUGAAUGGUGGUGGAUUUAUAGUCACAAAUAAUUGUACACAAAAUGUUGUUUUCAAAGUUGAUGGAUGUGGAAUUCUUGGUAAAAAAGAUGAAAUGAUUCUAAGAGAUAGUGAUGGACAUGAUUUGCUUCUUAUUAGGAAAAAGGGAGGAGUAAUUGAAGCACUAAGCAUGCAAAAGAAAUGGAGGGGUUAUAGUAAAGACUUUGAAGGUUCUGAAAAAUUGGUGUUUUGCUUGAAAGAGCCAAAUAAUUCUUGUUUCUUCAAGAAAAUGCCAAUCAAGAUUUCAAUUGAAUCAAAUGACUACAAAAAUCAAAAGAAUUUUCAGAUUGCUGGAUAUUUUCCUGAUAGAGCUUGUAGUAUUAUUGACUCCCAUGGCAAUGUUGUUGCAAAGGUUGGAGCUAGGAAAGAGGAACAACAAGUGAUGCCAAGCAAAGAUGUGUACACUUUGACUAUUAAGGCAGGAAUAGAUCAAGCCUUUGUUGUUGGAGUUAUUGCUAUUCUUGAUUACAUAUAUGAUGGAUCUACAAGGUGCUAAUUAAUUAAUCCUUUUUUUUCUUCUAUAUAUGUAAUGGCAAAGAAGAAAAUGGUCACCACUUAUUA